This is a messenger RNA of Dentiscutata erythropus, 324 nucleotides long. The record is from the annotation of a GenBank genome assembly. NCBI's taxonomy places the organism in Eukaryota, Fungi, Glomeromycota, Glomeromycetes, Diversisporales, Gigasporaceae.
AUGGUUUUCAUAAAAACAAUCAUAGAGGGAAAAAUCUCAGUAAAAGCAUUAAUCGAUACAACAUCUAAAUCCAAUACUAUUAGCAAGCGUGUGUAUAAUAAGCUUGAAGAAGAUUAUGGGUUAGAAGGAAUAUCUGGUGAUGAUUUGAUAGGCAAAGAAAUAAAAUGCUUAGAUUUGCAAUUUCGGUAUAAAGGAAAAUGGCGAAGCUUAGAUGAAUCUGAAUCUGGUCUUGCUCAAGAGGAGGUUAUAAAUAUAAUUAACAAAAUUCUCUCAAAUACUGAAGAUAGACUUGAAGAGUCAUUGUUUUGUAAUAAUAAGCAAUGA